UAUAUUAUAUUGCUACGUUUCAAUAUUGGAGAAUGAAUGGCAAAAAGAUCAGCAUUGAAAUUGGCAUCCCUAAUAAUUCAGCUACAAAGGGUAGUAAACAGCCAGAGGUGGCGGCCGGUAAGAAAUCCGGCGGGGGCAGUGAGGAGAGAUUCUCAUGCAAGGCGUGGCUCAAGAGUGUGUGGGAAUUCUGCAAAGAAGACACCAACAGAGUGACAUUCUCACUCAAAGUGGGGCUUGCUGUUCUGCUUGUGUCUUUGCUUAUUCUGUUCCGAGCACCUUAUGAAGUCUUCGGCACCAACAUCAUUUGGUCCAUCCUCACCGUUGCCAUCAUGUUCGAAUACACAGUUGGGGCAACGUUUAACAGAGGAUUUAAUCGAGCGCUUGGGAGUUUACUUGCUGGAAUCUUAGCCAUUUGUGUAGCGCAACUGGCUCUAUGCACUGGCCGAGUAGCUGAACCUAUAAUCAUUGGCAUAAGCAUCUUCUUCAUAGGGACUAUUACAUCCUUCAUGAAAUUGUGGCCAUCAAUGGUCCAAUAUGAGUAUGGAUUCAGGGUCAUACUUUUCACCUACUGUUUAAUCAUAGUGACCGGUUACCGGGUGGGAAAUCCAAUGAGGACCGCCAUGGACCGACUCUACUCGAUUGCCAUUGGAGGAGUUGUAGCAGUCUUAGUGAAUGUGCUAGUUUUUCCCAUCUGGGCAGGAGAGCAAUUACACAAGGAGCUUGUCAACAAUUUCAACUCUGUGGCUGACUCACUUGAAGAAUGUGUUGGGAAAUAUUUGAAAGAUGACGGGUCAGAACAUCCUGAAUUCUCCAAAACAGUCACGGAUGAAUUCCCGGACGAGCCUGCUUACAAGAGAUGCAAAACCACAUUGAACUCCUCAGCAAAACUGGAGAAUUUGGCUAAUUCUGCUAAGUGGGAGCCACCACACGGCAGGUUCGGGCAUUUCUUCUAUCCUUGGUCAGAAUAUGUCAAAGUUGGAGCAGUUUUGAGAUAUUGUGCUUAUGAGGUUAUGGCACUUCAUGGAGUUCUACACUCUGAGAUUCAGGCACCGUACAACCUCAGAAUCACAUUCCAAAGCGAGAUUGAAGAUGCGACGAACCAGGGUGCAGAGUUGCUUAGGAGCUUGGGCAAAGAUAUAUGCAACAUGAAACGAAGCCACAAAACUUCCCUAAUAAAGAGAGUUCACUGCUCUGCCGAGAGACUCCAGCGUGCAGUGGCCAUGCACUCUUAUCUCCUAACCUCCUGUUCCGACCUCAUCCCCCCACCCGACACCCCUUCAAAGCCGCUGCUCCCAAAACUCACUCACACUCUGUCCUCCACUGUCUACGACGUCCCAAGCGAGCCACUGGCCAGCGAAUUCUACAGCAAUAGCCUUGCGAAGAGCUCGAACCAGCUUCUUCAGACGCAGAACACGCCACCAGUUCAGACAGAAUCUUACCACGAGCUGAUGAGGAAGCAAUCGAGAAGGCUUCAUUCGUGGCCGUCCAGAGAGGUCGAUGCUUUCCAGGAAGAAGAUGGGGCGUUGAAUGUGGAUUUCUUGCCGAGAAUGAGAACUUUUGAGUCCACUGCAGCAUUGUCACUGGCCAACUUCACCUCCCUGCUUAUCGAGUUUGUGGCCAGGCUUGAUCACUUGGUUGAAGCAGUUGAUGAGCUUUCUAAGUUGGCUAAGUUCAAACACGAGGAAUUACAUAAGGAACAGGUCUAACUAUAUAUAUAUUUUUUCUUACAUUGGAGUGAUGAUCAAGAAAAGGAAAGAACGCAGAAUAAAUGUAUAAUACAGAAGUGAGUAGAAGUUAUACCAUAUCUUUUUUUUUUUUUUUGGGAGAAUAAUGUUCUAUAGUUUUAAGGAAGAAGCACAACGUCAGUUACAAGCACAAGGAUUCAUUUGUCACGAUCUUAGUAGCACAAUCAUCAGCAAAUUCGUUAUAUUGGAGACAGGUUAAUGCAAAAUAUUGUACCAGCUAUAAAAUUAUACACAUUU
This is a messenger RNA of Morus notabilis, 1982 nucleotides long. RefSeq names its product aluminum-activated malate transporter 9. The record is from RefSeq and is a predicted model, not a curated record. Gene Ontology annotation, cellular component: plant-type vacuole membrane. Lineage: Eukaryota; Viridiplantae; Streptophyta; Magnoliopsida; Rosales; Moraceae. Gene Ontology annotation, biological process: malate transport. The transcript is spliced from 6 exons. Bases 33 to 1706 code for a protein of 557 amino acids.